AUGGAGGAUGAGGAUGGCCAGCAAGGGCAAGGGUAAGGAUUUUUAUUUUACUUUUACUUUUGCUUUGCCCCCUUUCCAUUUGCUUUGUUUCCUUUCGAACUUUCUCCUCCUUCCUGUGAUAGCUAACCCUUUCCCUUCCGUUCAACAUAGACAUCGUCGAACUCGGUCCGCCAUGGUUUCCUUGCUCGCUCCCUCUCACUCCCAUCGUUCGAAAUCUCAUUCUCGACACGCGUCGACUACAGCUACUCCCAGUUCUUCCCAGCAAAACAUAGAAUCACCCCCGGGUGCUACACCAGCACCAAGUGUCAAAGGCUCGGUCCGAGGUCCCGUUAAACCGGAACUCCAACCCGAAAUGUCAUCCUCUUCAACAGUGUCCCUUACCAACUCAGGAGUUCUGGUAGCAGGCCCCAGUGGCAGCGGGAGGACCGUGGAAGAGACGGUACGAAAUUUUAGAUUGUACGAAGCACUCCGGUGCGGGGAUACUGCUGCGAUUACACGCGCAAUCCGAGAGUCAUACGGGGAAAAUGGGGUAAGGUCUUCCAUUGCAUCCUCGGCGGAGGCCUUUUCUAGCACUGCCAAGUCUUCCGUUCUUCACCUUGCUGUCCAAUGUGCGGAACUUCCUGUCUUGGAGUACAUACUUUCAACAACAACAACCGAUCUAGAUGCCGAAUCGAGCCUACCGUACCUGGAUAUCAAUAAACGAGACCCCAAUACUGGCAAUACCCCUCUUCAUGUAGCUGCGCAUCUGGGCCGUGCUGAGGUGGUUUCUCUUCUCCUUAAACAACCUGAUAUCAACGACAGCAUCCACAAUUACAACAACCGGACCCCCCUUGAGGUUUCCAGGACUCCCCAAAUAUUCCAAAUGCUCCAACUUGCAAGGUCCAUCUACCUCGAAGAGAUCACCGAAGAACUCUAUAACCUGAUAAAUAACCAGUCUUAUAGCGAAAUAGAGACCCUCUUGGAGAUACCGAGAGUUAAGGGGCUGUUGGACCUGAAUACGCUUGAACCCCCCACAAAUGGCGGGUCAACGUUGUUACACGAUGCGGCUAGGAAAAAGGACAUCAAGCUUAUCAAAAUAUUGUUGCUUCAUGGAGCUGAUCCCUUCCGAAGAGAUAAGAAAGGGAAAUUACCACAAGACGUGAUCAAGGAUGAAAAAACCAAGAACGUAUUAAAGAAGAGUGAAGCUGCGAAAGCCGCAGCUAGGGGAAUUGAGGAACGGGCUGUACUUGGGAGCGCAGCCGAGGCUGUCAGCGGUGCUCCCAGCAUGGGGGCUGAUGGGUUUUCUUCCAGCAUUGGCGGGAAAGAGGGUAGGGAGACAAAAGGUUAUCUUAAAAAAUGGACCAACUAUACUACCGGGUACAAGUUAAGAUGGUUUGUCUUGGAGGAUGGUGUGUUAAGCUAUUACAAACACCAGGGUAAUUCCGUGAAUACGAAUUUCCAUUGAAUGUCAGCUGACUAUUUUUAGAUGACAUCGGUUCUGCCUGCCGUGGUGCGAUAAAUAUGAGGAUAGCUAAACUCCAUAUGGACCCCCAAGACAAACAGCGAUUCGAAAUUCACGGAAAAGGCAGUGUCAAGUAUCAUCUGAAGGCGAACCAUGUUGUUGAAGCUAAGCGUUGGUAUUGGACCCUCAAUAAUGCAAUCCAGUUCGCCAAGGACGAAGCACGGGAGGAAGAGAGACGAAAGCGAGGAGAGGCAGAGAAGCUAGGAAAGAUUCGGGAACAGGCGAGGAAUGAGGACGGUGGAGCGGUAACCGACAAGAGCAGGCGCGGAAGUAAGGCUGGUAGCAUGAUCAGCGAUAUUAAGCGGGGUGGUCUUCGCACGAGGGGCGGCGGCCCCGCCGACGACGAUAGCGAUUCUUAUGAGCCUAGUGUUGGCGCAUCGGGGAUUCUGGUUCGUAGGGAUGGUGAAGGAGUUGAAGAGGGUCAGGAUGUUGAUGAUGACGAUUCAUCUUCUCAUGUUCAUGCUGAGCCUCCUUCCUCAGAUGCCCUUGCACUUACAGCAAAUUCUGCGAGAUUACAGCUCGAUUUGUUGUCGCAAGUUGUACUUGCUCUGCAGUUUGAGCAUGCUAAUAACCCUUCCUUGACUCUGAGCGAUCCCACCGUUACUGCCGCCUUGACUAGCUAUGACUCUGCUGUUUCCAGCCUGAAGACCCUCAUCGGCGACUGUUUAGCAAUGAGCAAAGAGAGGGAUGCUUACUGGAGGUAUAGGAUGGAGAAGGAGGUUGCGUUGAGAAGGCUAUGGGAGGAGAACAUGGCCCUUCUCGCCCAUGAACAAGAUGAGCUUGAGGGCAAGGUUAUAGGAGAGAGGCAGAGGCGGAAAAAGGCGAAGAAGGCAUUAAAGGAAGCUCUUAAGAGGAGCGAGAGUAUGCCCCUGAGCCCACACGAGCUCCCAGAGGGUGCUGGCAAAGGAAUUGAGGGUGUUGGUAGAAAGCUUGAAGAGGUGGAACUCGACAACGAAGGUGUGGCUAGAAGGGAUGCCACAGACCCCUCGUUGGCCGAAGCGGUGGGGGAGGGUUUGAGCGAUAGUGACAGCGACAGUGACGCUAGUGCCGAAUUCUUUGACGCUGUUGACAAUGGAGAGGUCGAAGUUAUGACCGAAAUGCCCACAAACAUCAAGAGCCCAGGAUCAUCGGAAACUAGGGAACUCUUAUCGCCGAUAGAGAGCUCCUUAGGGGAUGUGAGGGAGAAAAAGCUGGUCGCAAUCAAAGGCAGUUUUAGAGGAUACGAAGAUGGUAUACGAGAGAGGUUAUCGAUGGAUGCCGAUGAUCGUCCGAAAAUAUCCCUAUGGGUAAGUCUUUUUAAAAUGGUCUUUUGGUGGCAUUGUUUGAGUUUACACCUAAUAGGGAAUUCUCAAAUCCAUGAUCGGGAAAGAUAUGACAAAAAUGACGCUUCCUGUAUCUUUCAAUGAGCCAACUUCCCUUCUUCAACGAGUGGCUGAGGAUAUGGAAUAUACGGACCUCUUGGAUCAAGCUGCUGACCGCUCUGAAUCAACCGAGAGAAUGGUUUACGUUGCCGCCUUUGCAGCUAGUGAAUAUAGCUCUACGAGUAACCGCGUAGCGAAGCCAUUCAAUCCGCUACUAGGAGAAACCUACGAAUACUGCCGCCCAGAUAAACAGUACCGAUUCUUUAUCGAGCAAGUCUCUCACCAUCCUCCUAUCGGAGCCGCAUGGGCAGAGGCCGAGAAGUGGGAUUAUUGGGGAGAGUCUGCUGUGAAAUCAAAGUUUUACGGAAAGAGCUUUGAUAUAAACCCAUUAGGGACUUGGUUUCUGAGGCUCAGAACUGUCGAUGGUACCGAAGAGCUGUAUACCUGGAAGAAAGUUACUAGCUCUGUGGUUGGUAUCAUCACCGGGAGUCCGUCGGUUGACAAUUACGGACCUAUGGAAAUCAAAAAUUGGACGACAGGGGACACUGGUCUUCUCGAUUUCAAAGCACGUGGAUGGAGAGGUGCAGGAUACGAAGUCAAGGGACGAGUCUUGAACUGUGAUGACGUACAAGUAUGGAGCAUCGGCGGCCGAUGGAACGACAAGAUUUACGCUCGCCUGAGUCCUGGAUACGAUGCCGUCAUUUCACCUCAAGAUGCCGUCAGUGUUCGCAGCGGUAAUCCUGGGUCCAAUGCUGCCUUCUUGGUUUGGCAGAGCCACCCUCGCCCACCUGCUCCAUUUAACCUUACCCCUUUCGCCAUCACUCUCAAUGCCCUGCCAGAGAGGCUGAAGCCCGUUAUUUGCCCUACGGACACAAGGCUGAGGCCUGAUCAACGUGCGAUGGAAGAAGGAGAGUACGAUUUCGCUGCAACGGAGAAGAACCGUCUCGAGGAGAAGCAGAGAGCCAAGAGAAGGGAGAGACAGGAGGCUGGCGUCGAAUACAAGCCGAGAUGGUUUGAGAAGGGAGCUUGUGACGUGACUGGCGAGGAGUACUGGGUUUUCAAGGGCGAGUACUGGAAAAACAGAGAUGAGGUGGCAGAUGGUGGUAGAUGGGUUGAGGUCGAGGACAUUUUUUAGAGAUACGGCUUAGACGUUGAGAGGGGUGUUUGGCCCUUUCCCUCUCAGGCUGGGCGUGCGUGAUAGGGGGUUGUCUUUUCUGGCUCAUGCGAUUGGAAUUAUGGGAGACUUUUGAUUUUUCUUUGCUUUCCCUUCUUUACUGAAGGCUUGAUGGUAUUUUUUGUUGUAAGUGAUAUGGAGUAAGCCAACAAUACAGUGUGUGAAAGGUUGCCUUGGGGGAGUUUGCAGGUUUGUU
This is a messenger RNA of Tuber aestivum (summer truffle), 4232 nucleotides long. Lineage: Eukaryota; Fungi; Ascomycota; Pezizomycetes; Pezizales; Tuberaceae. The record is from the annotation of a GenBank genome assembly.